UUAGGGUAUAUUAAGUUUAUGGAAACUGUUAUUAAAUAGUUCAAACUUUCGUGAGACAUUAUAAUAAACUUAUAUAAAAACGGCUAAACACUCACAUAUAUUCGUCGUUUGUCCCUCGCUCAAAAAACGGGCCGCGUCCGCGAAAUAACACCAGGCCCACUCACCCUGAUGAAGGGCCCCCGAUGGACUCGAAACUAGUCGGUGCCACCACCGGACGAAUAUGCGUAAAAUGAAACUCAUAAUUUGUAUUAUCGCAACUGGGAUAUUGUUCGGAAAUGUAUCAACGAAUAUUUCACUUGAAGGUGGCAAAGCGAUGCAUUUCUGUGGUAGAACCUUAAUCGAUGCUCUUAUAUUACUAUGUACCAUGGAAGAAACGCAUUCAUCUGCAGAAGUUCAACCAUCAGAACAGUAUAUUCUCAAAAAUACAUUGAAUGAAAUGAAAGCUAAUUACAAAGAUAUCAAAUCGAAACUAAGCAGACGUCAAAAAAGAGAUCUUGUUGAUACCUGUUGUUAUAAGCCAUGCAAAUAUGAAGAUUUGAGAAUGUAUUGUUAAAUAUAACAUAAAACUGAUUGGCAAAAUAAAUAAUGGUAAAAAAA
Molecule: messenger RNA, 597 nt
Organism: Papilio xuthus (Asian swallowtail)
Lineage: Eukaryota; Metazoa; Arthropoda; Insecta; Lepidoptera; Papilionidae
Product: insulin-like
Exons: 3
Coding region: 221-553 (110 amino acids)
Cellular component (GO): extracellular region
Molecular function (GO): hormone activity
Source: RefSeq, a predicted model, not a curated record